CUGCGCCGCCACACCCAAGAUGGCGUCGCCCACAGAGUAAAGUCCGGACGCCACUACCUCCAAAAUGGGAGACCGCUACAGGAGGACGGCGGAGACUAUAACCGGAAGUUCCGCCUCCGCCCAGUUCCGUUCCGCCGUGUGGCCCCGAGCGCGCGAGGCCCGACCCGCCCUGCCAUGGUGCCCCUUCCCCCCUCCUGCUGCUGCUGCUGCUGCCCCCGGCCCUGCCCGGCCCCCCCGAGGUGAUGGUGACACGACCCCGGGGGUGGCCCUGAUCAAUCUGCCGUUCUACGACCCCUCGAGGCCGUUCCGGUGCCUCGACGGCUCCGCCACCAUCGACUUCUCCUGGGUCAACGACGACUACUGCGACUGUGGGGACGGCUCUGAUGAACCUGAUUGCUGCGAUGGCACCGACGAGUGGGACAGUGAGGCCGGGUGUGAGAACACAUGCAGGGAGCGUGGCCGGCGGGAGCGCGAGGCCCGCAGCCGUUUGGCCGCCCUGGCCCGCGAGGGCUUCGUGCUGCGGCAGCGGCUGGUGCAGGAGGCGGCCGAGGGCAUGAGGGACAAGCAGGCCCGGCGGGGGGGUCUGCAGGAGUCCCGGAAGGAGCAUGGAAGCAGCGCGUGGGGUACCCUCCGGGCGGCCAAGGAGGCGGCUGAAAGGCCCCGAACGGCGGCCAGGGGGGGAGCACCGCAGGAAAUGGGGAGAGCAAAGGGCGGCAGCGGCGGCGGCGCGGACGAGGCUCGAGCGGCCGAAGCCUUCGCUGAGCUGGACACGGACGGGGAUGGACGGCUGACCGGGGCCGAGCUCCAGGCCCCCCUGAGCUGGACCCCGACGGAUACGGGCGCCUUCUCAGAGACCGAGGCCGAGGCACUGCUGGGGCCCGGGGUGCUGUGGAUUCUGGAACAUUCCGGGAGCGGAUCUGGGAGAGCGUCCGGGAGCGGCUCGACCCACGUGGCCAAGCUGAGCCCCCCCAAACCCCCCCUGAGCCCUCCCUGGAUGAGACCCCCCCCCAGGAAGAAGAGGAGGAGGAAGAGCCAGAGGAGUAGGAAGAUGAUGAUGAGAGGAGGAAGGUCCUGACGAAGAGCUCAAGGUGCCCCCCCCGCAGCCCCAGGAGGGGAAGGAGCCCCCUGAGUAGGAGCCCCCCGAGGAGGAGCCCCCCUAUGAUGAGGCCACCCAGGCCCUCAUUGAGCUGCCAACGGGCCCCGGGACGAGCUGGCCGAGGCCGAGCGGGCGCUGAAGGAGGCGGAGGACGGGAUCAAGGCCCUGGAACAGGAAUUGGGGUUUGAUUUCGGCCCCGAGGGCGAGUCUCGUACCUGUACAAACAGUGCUAUGAGCUGAGCACCAUCGAGUACGUUUACCCGCCUGUGCCCCUUCCACCCACGCGUCACCCAGAGGCCCAAAAACGGUGGCUCCGAGACCAACCCUGGGGACCUGGGGCUCCUGGGCCGGCCCCGAAGGCGACAAGUUCAGCGCCCACAAGUAUGAGCAGGGCAUGGGGUGCUGGCAGGGCCCCAACCGGGCCACCACGGUGAGGUUGAUGUGUGGCACACGGACACGGCGCUGGUGGCGGCCACGGAGCCGAGUCGCUGCGAGUAUCUGCUGGAGCUGGAGACCCCCGCGGCCUGCAGGGAGCCCCCCGCCCCCCACGACGAGCACGAUGAGCUGUGACCCCAAAAACACCCCCGGGACCCCCUCAAAAUACACCACCCCCCCAGAAAAACCCCAAAAAGCCAUCCAAAAAUCCACCCAAACUGCCCCCCUGAGCCCACUGGGAGCCCCCAGACUCGAGCUCGGGGGGUCCUGCCUCAGUUUCCCUCCCUCAGACCUCAAGUGACCAUCCCAGGAUCCCUAAUUUGGGAAUUUCGGGGGUAUUCCAAUGAGGGGAGGGGGGAUCAUAACCCCCAAAUGGAGAUUCUGGGGGGGGAGGGGGGUGUUGCUUCAUUUUCCUCCCUCCCAAAUUCCCCCAGGACUUUGAGGGACCAUCCCAAGAUCCCUAAUUCAGGAAUUCCGAGGGGGAGAACAUCUGGGGGGGGGGAUGGGAGAGAAAUCAGAAUUCUCCCCCCCCCC
Messenger RNA from Chiroxiphia lanceolata (lance-tailed manakin), 2065 nucleotides. It is a transcript of the gene PRKCSH, whose product is annotated as protein kinase C substrate 80K-H. The record is from RefSeq and is a predicted model, not a curated record. Gene Ontology annotation, molecular function: protein binding; calcium ion binding. The transcript has 16 exons. NCBI's taxonomy places the organism in Eukaryota, Metazoa, Chordata, Aves, Passeriformes, Pipridae. The coding region runs from base 65 to 1075 and encodes 336 amino acids. Gene Ontology annotation, biological process: N-glycan processing; liver development. Gene Ontology annotation, cellular component: glucosidase II complex.